UGGUUUUAUUAUCCGAAAGGAACUAUUGACUUCACUUGUAAGCAUCUGGUAACGGAAGAAUUUCAGUUACCAUUUCCACCCAUUCCGUUUUCUUCCCGGAAUUCCAAUCCCCCAAAAUCAAAAAUACAAAAUCCAAAAUCCGUCAAAGCUGCAACAAUGGCGGCUCAUCAGUCCUCCUCCUCUCCAUCCUACUCGGUUCUGUGCGCUUCUUUCAAUCAGGACAACAGUGGGUUCGCGAUCGCCACCAAAGACGGCUUCAAAAUCUACGAUUCCAGCACCGGCCGCCUCUGCUACGAACGAGGCAAGUUCUCCCUUUCCACAUCAAGAAAUUAGCUUUCCCUCAGUUCAUCAAUUUGUUGGGGGUGAUUUCUGAAAUUGUGUUGUUUGUGCGGGGGGAAUUCCGAUCUUUAGCUGUUGGAGCGUUCGUGAUUGUGGAGAUGCUGUAUAGCUCUAGCCUUCUCGCCAUUGUUGGAGCUGGUGAGCAGCCAUCUUUAUCACCAAGACGACUCUGUCUGUUCAAUUCCACCACUGGAACUUCUCUCCGUGAGCUGAAUUUCCUCACUUCUAUCCUCGCAGUUCGCUUGAACAAGAAAAGGCUUGUGGUGGUUUUGCAAGAGAAGACCUUUAUCUACGACUCGAACAGCCUAGCUAUUUUGGACACCAUUGAUACGAUUCCGAAUCCAAAAGUUAACUCAACUCUUUUCAUGAUUAUGAACUUACAGGGCUUUGUGCAUUCUCCCCUAGUUUGGAUGGUUGCUUUCUGGCACUUCCUGCAAGUACGAGUAAAGGAUCGGUUUUGCUGUACAAUGUCAUGGAAGUCCAUUUACACUGCGAGGUUGUGGUUGAUAAUGAUAGAUGCCCACCGUGCACCCUUGGCUGCAAUGUCUCUUUCUUCCAGUGGGACAUACGUUGCAACAGCUUCCGAACAAGGAACCAUAAUCAGAGUUCAUCAUGUUCUUGACGCGACAAAGUCAUAUAGCUUCCGUAGGGGAACAUACCCAUCCACAAUAUAUUCCUUGUCAUUUGGACCAUCUUCGCAGCUUCCAGACAUUCUUGUAGCAACUAGCUCUUCAGGUUCCGUUCAUGCCUUUCCCCUGAGCAUGGCUGUAAAUCAGAGGGGCAAGAGAUCGACGAGCUUUCUGGGAUCCAUAUUGCCUGAUUCAGUGAACGAUGCAUUGGAUCCGGCUUAUCACCACGUUCUUCACCGAGCGGUUCCGGCUGGAGUGAGAAGCUAUGUAGUUGUGCGCAAGGUUGAGAAAGCUGCUGAAGCACCAGCAACUCAUGUUGCUAUAGGGUUAAGGGCCACCCUUGCAGUGAUAAACUAUAACGGGUACUUUCAAGAGUAUAUUUUAGAUUUCAAUGGCCCAAGCGAUCCGAAAUGGAGUUUGGAGCGCGAAUUUAAUCUUUUAGCUGCCAGAUCAGGCAAUGAACAACAUUUUCAAAUGGUGUGAUGAGGAUGCAUACGCUCUCAGUAAGCUGUUGUUGUCAAUUAAUAACCUGUUGUGCAUAGUUCUUCAAAACUUCCUUUGAAAAGAAGAGGAAGAAAAGCUUGGCCAAAUUCUGGGGAUGAUUCUUCUGGUCUUUGUAUAUAACCAUGGAACAGAAACCAAACUGUUUCAGGGAUCCUGAUGAAGUCUUCCCUGUUUUUGCUGUAGAAUUUGUUUCCAGCAUUGUAGGGAUAUAUAGAAACUAGAUUGUAGAACAGAAAGGGACAUCAUGGUGCAAAGACGGGCGAAAUAGUAACGAUUCACACAUAUUAUAGUGGUUGUAUGUAUACAUGUUUGUGAAACGGUACCUGUCUCCUCUGUUCCUGAGCAAUUUAACUCGAGAUCUCUACAGCCAGAACUCAUCCUUGUCACUGAUAAUGAAAUCAUACCAGUUUGGCAACCGAUACACGACAUAUGAUGACUGUACAGCAAGGUUUCUGAAAUCUGCCUUGCAAGUUCACUUUUAGUUGAACCUGGAGAACUGAAUGCAGUAAUGUUUUGG
Molecule: messenger RNA, 1989 nt
Organism: Linum tenue
Lineage: Eukaryota; Viridiplantae; Streptophyta; Magnoliopsida; Malpighiales; Linaceae
Source: the annotation of a GenBank genome assembly